Messenger RNA from Saccharomyces mikatae IFO 1815, 1605 nucleotides. It is a transcript of the gene GPI17, whose product is annotated as GPI-anchor transamidase GPI17. Gene Ontology annotation, biological process: attachment of GPI anchor to protein. The record is from RefSeq and is a predicted model, not a curated record. The transcript has a single exon. Gene Ontology annotation, cellular component: GPI-anchor transamidase complex. NCBI's taxonomy places the organism in Eukaryota, Fungi, Ascomycota, Saccharomycetes, Saccharomycetales, Saccharomycetaceae. Bases 1 to 1605 code for a protein of 534 amino acids.
AUGUCCAAUGCAAAUUUAAGAAAAUGGGUUGGUUUUUGUUUUAUUGCCAUUUAUAUUUUUGUAGGUAUUCCACUGUGGUAUAAGCUAACCACGGUAUAUAGAGCACCACUGCCAGUAAAAUACAUUGAAUCUCUUCAGAAAAACAAAUUCCAAGAUAUUCAUCUAGUAAUACCGGUGUAUGUUAGGUCAGAUACUUACCGGUUUCCCGAUAUUCAUGACGCUAUUCAAGUGCAGGUUAACCAUUUAUUAAAUUCUCAAGAACAACAAAUACCAUGGUCUUUGCAAGUUCUUCCCUAUAAUGAGUCUAUGCAACAGGCAAACAGUGAAGACAACCAAUUUCACGUCGUUACUUUAGUGUUGGAUGAUUUCAUCGGUUACUCAUCUGCUUAUGAUACCAAGGAAACAAUAGUAUAUUACGACGAUGCAGCCGUCUUGAGUAAUGACUUACCGUUUUUCGUUGCACAAACUUUGGUAGAACAUACUUUCCAAUUGGAAUGGACACAUCUGAAUAAAACGCAUGAAAGUGCUACUACGAAUAACAAUGUUGCCAUAUCCUACGAUCCAAAUAUUCAUUUAAGUAUAACUUUGUUAUCAGGAGACGGGAACCCAGUUGCAUGGGAAAUUGAGCCAACUUUAACUGAUUAUUUUUCACCAUUUAGGAAGCUCUUAUCACCAUUAGUGAAUCUUACAGUAGAUUCAUCUAUUGUUUACCAUAAUGAUUUAAAUUUACAUUCGUUAAAUGGUUCAUAUUCGAAUGUUACGUGGUUUGAUCUCUCUCAUACAAUUGACCUUUCUGAACUUUCGUCCAUGACUUAUUAUCCUGAAGAUUCCGCAUUGAAUUUAGCUGUAGUUUUCCCUAGUGCUUCGUCAACUCCCGACGGCUUGGCAUUCAUAAAUGGGACUCGAAUUUCAGACGGUUUAAGUGCACUGGAUUGGAAUAGUUAUCUAGUUCCGCAAUGGGGGGUUAUAAUAAUAAAUAAGAUGCCACUGAAACCAAAUUCUGUUAUUAGUGAAGACUAUUUAGAACCUAUGAUGUAUCGUUUUGCAUCAGAUAUAUUCCAGCUACUGGGAUUGACAGAGGGCUCGCAAGACUUGUUAUCUCCUUAUAUCACUAUUGAUUCAUUUAAAAGGUUGACAACUUUACAGAAUCUAGAUAAAUCCGUCGAAACACUGUGGUCAUUAGUGAAACUAACCCAACAGUUUCAGGGCAUGUCUAUCCCCCAUGAAGUAUCUGAUAAUGUUUUAGAAGCUUUGGACUUAAGAUUCCAAAUUAUUGAUUUACUGAAUGAUCCUGGUAAGGGUGGUGAUAUGGUUUGGAACAAUGCCCUACAUUUAAGUAAUGAAUUGGUCAAACUAUGCGAAACGGCAUUUUUUAAUGGAGAAAUGGUUCAACAAAAUUUCUUCCCGCAAGAGCAUAUGAUUGCUGUAUAUCUACCAUUAUUGGGCCCAAUAUCAGCAGUCAUGUUUUUUGGCUUCUACAACGUAAUGAAGGAAAAAGAUCACAAGAAUGAAAAGAAUGGAAUCGAGAGAGAAGUUACUGAGGAAAAAUUGGAGUUAAAGGAGGCUCAAAAUUUACACGCUAUUGACGGCGAAAAUGAAUUAUGA